ACGUGACUUUCUUGUUUUGACCGGAAGUUGCAAGACGGUGUCAAGUAGAAGAAAUUGCUGUGAAAUUUAAAUUUGUGGAAAAAAAAAAAAGGAUGGAAAGAAAUUUGGACAAACACCUCGAUGACACAUUCCGAGUACCAGGAGUAGCUGGGGUAAUUUGUACAGAUGAACAUGGUCUUUGUCUUGGAGCAAAGGGAAUAGCUACUCGGGAGUCAGCUGGACAUAUAGCUAACAUUGCCGAGAGUGCUGCUAGACUUAACCCAAACAUGCCAAAUCCUGUAAUAUCUAUAGAGGGAGAAGGAGGGAGUAUUUUGAUAAAGAAAGAAGACAAUAUUACCAUGGGUAUCUACAAAUCACCAAACUAAACAGUUUAUAUACUAGUAGAUAUAAAACAACUGACUUAUUACAGAAAGAUGGGCUGGACAAAAGAUAAUAACAUUUUCAUUGCUACUCCCAACUUGUGUUGAAGAUCAUUUCCAAAACAAUUAACUUCUAUGAUACUUUAAGAAAAGUUUUUGUGUCCAUUAAAAGAACAAAAAAUUAUGACACUGUGUACAAGGUAACAACAUGGUUAAACAACUGUAAAAUUAACGACAAAUGUAUUCCUUGAUGAGAUGUGCGUAGGUGAUGUUGUUUUUUGACGAGAUGUAAAUAUAGCAAUAUGUGCAAUAGAGAAGUAAAUAUAUAUUUUGUAAAA
Molecule: messenger RNA, 697 nt
Organism: Mercenaria mercenaria
Lineage: Eukaryota; Metazoa; Mollusca; Bivalvia; Venerida; Veneridae
Product: ragulator complex protein LAMTOR5 homolog
Exons: 4
Coding region: 93-365 (90 amino acids)
Biological process (GO): positive regulation of TORC1 signaling; cellular response to amino acid stimulus
Cellular component (GO): Ragulator complex; cytoplasm; lysosome
Molecular function (GO): guanyl-nucleotide exchange factor activity
Source: RefSeq, a predicted model, not a curated record